Messenger RNA from Talaromyces amestolkiae, 933 nucleotides. RefSeq lists its product as uncharacterized. The coding region runs from base 1 to 933 and encodes 310 amino acids. The record is from RefSeq and is a predicted model, not a curated record. Lineage: Eukaryota; Fungi; Ascomycota; Eurotiomycetes; Eurotiales; Trichocomaceae. The transcript has 2 exons.
AUGAAAUUGGAUGUCGCAACAGCCACUGAACACGCCCUCAUCAAUUUCUGCCAUGAGAAAGGAGAAGAAGGUGCAUUAGUCGCCGAUAUCAUCGGUGCAAUAAUCGUCAAAGUCACUGAUACCAUCGGUGCAAUAAUCGUCAAAGUCACUGAUACCAUCGUCGCAAAAUGGGGAUGGACAGUGACUCCAGCUGGAGCAGCCAUGCAAGAAGUUGCGUACACGAGCUUGCUAGACUAUGAUGUUGUUCGCGUGCCUAGGGUUUUUCGGUUUGUGCAAGAUGAGGAAGGGAGGGGGUAUUUGUUUAUGGAGUACGUCCCGGGCCAGAAUUUGGCAGAUCUAGAUGUCAAGGAACACAAUAUUGUAUCACACGUUGCAAAAAUUAUCGAGUAUUUGGGUCAAAUACAAGCACCACCAGGAUAUGGACCGGGUCCGAUCAGUCAUAACCGGGGCCCUCGGGGCUAUCUCCGGGGCGACGACGGUGUACGGAAGCCUUUCAAUUCAAUCACAGCCCUGAACGACUGGAUUAACCGUCGCAUAAUCUUGCGAAAGCAGAACGAGUCUGUCGAUUUUGGCUCCUACCCGCUUGUCCUAUGCCACAUGGACCUUUGUCGCCGGAACAUGAUCCUCGGCGACGACGGGAAUGUGUAUCUACUUGAUUGGGGCCAUGCAGGAUUCUUUCCGCGCUUCUAUGAAGUUGCGACACUGUCUUGUCUGAAUCCGUAUGAUGAGGAUUACGAAAAGCCUUUGAUAGAAGCUGUGAAGUCCCUGCUGCGAAUGACGGAGGAUGAGAAGUGGGAUAUGAGAAUGGUGCUUUAUGCGCGUGCGGCGAGCUUGAGAUGGACGUUCCCAGAGGAUGAUGGCGAGAAUGAUGAACCGGCUCCUGGCCCUCCUCCAUUGGGGACUCCGCCACCCCUGCUGAUUCCAGAAGUUUGA